This is a messenger RNA of Ipomoea nil (Japanese morning glory), 2669 nucleotides long. RefSeq lists its product as uncharacterized. Lineage: Eukaryota; Viridiplantae; Streptophyta; Magnoliopsida; Solanales; Convolvulaceae. Gene Ontology annotation, biological process: lipid catabolic process. The record is from RefSeq and is a predicted model, not a curated record. The coding region runs from base 301 to 2295 and encodes 664 amino acids. The transcript is spliced from 8 exons.
UCUGCUGUAGACGACUUGGGGGGUGGGGGGAGCUGCGGACCGCGUUAAGCUUCUUCUUCCAAAAAUGAAAAACCAACCAUCCCGAAAAAACGAGACCCGAAUAGGCGAAUCCGAAUCCAACUCUCUGAACCCUAAAGCCAGCUUCGUGAUCGUCGGGUUUUCAGGUUGAUCGCCUCGUGUUAACCAGAGAAUUCCAAUUCUUUACUUGGAUACUCCGGUUUCUGCGUUCCCUUACACCCGAAGCUAAUUGUCGAAUAAUCGCGAUUCGCAACCAUCGAUUUCUUCAGGGAUCGGAAACUGAUGGCCACAGCAACAAUGGCCACUGCAGCUGGUGCAGCUGCACUUUUGUAUUAUACAUUAAAUAGGAAGUUACAAUCUGACUCACCAACUGAAGAUGUUGACGAUGAUGAAAAUGGGGAUGAUGGGCAUAGGGGCGAUAGACUAGUAGAUGACAGAAAUGACAGAAUUUCACAUCGACUAAUACAAGCCCCAGCUACAUGGUUAGAGACUAUUUCAACCUUGUCAGAGACUCUGAGAUUUACAUACUCUGAGACGCUGGGUAAGUGGCCCAUUGGGGACUUGGCGUUUGGCAUCAGCUUUCUGUUAAAGAGACAGGGAAAUAUACAUGUUAGCAGUAUAUUUGGCAGUGAAGGUUGUUCACAGCUUAAAGGACCUGAAAUUGCUUCAGAACUUAAACGUCUUUUAACCUUGUUGACACUUUGUUGGCAUUUUUCAAAGAAGCCAUUUCCAUUAUUCUUGGAGGAGACGGGUUAUUCUGAAGAAAGUGUUCUUCUGCAAGAACCGAAAGCUGGGAUUCUGAAGCCAGCUUUUACAAUAUUGGUUGACCACAGUUCAAAAUCUAUCCUCCUAUUAAUUCGUGGAACUCAUAGCGUGAAGGAUACUUUGACUGCUGCUACUGGGGCAGUGGUUCCAUUUCAUCAUACUGUGGUACAUGAGGGAGGGGUAAGAAAUUUGGUUUUAGGUUAUGCACACUGUGGAAUGGUUGCUGCUGCUCGUUGGAUUGCAAAGCUUUCUACUCCUAGUCUUAUAAAUGCACUUGGCAACUAUCCAGAUUACAAACUUAAGAUUGUGGGGCAUUCCUUGGGUGGUGGCACUGCAGCUCUUCUAACUUACGUACUACGUGAACAAAAGGAACUAUCUACAGCAACCUGUGUAACAUUUGCUCCAGCUGCUUGUAUGACAUGGGAAUUGGCGGAAUCUGGAACUGAAUUCAUUACUUCAGUUAUAAAUGGAGCCGAUUUGGUUCCUACCUUUUCAGCUGCAUCUGUAGACGAUUUGCGUGCUGAGGUAACAGCAUCUGCUUGGUUGAAUGAUCUAAGGAACCAAAUUGAGCGCACUAGAAUUCUUAGCACUGUUUAUCGAUCUGCAUCCGCCCUUGGUUCUCGUCUUCCAUCCAUUGCCAGUGCCAGAGCCAGGGUUGCUGGUGCUGGUGCUAUAUUGCGUCCAGUCUCCAGCGGUACUCAGGUUGUUAUGAGGAGAGCCCAAAGCAUGGCACAGGCAGCAUUCUCGCGUCCUGCCCUACGUUUAUCAUGGUCAUGCGUUGGGCCCCGUCGACGAUCAAAUACUUUUAACUCUGAUAAAAGAGAUGAUGACUCAGAAUCUUCCUCAACUCCAAGAGCUUCUGAACCUUUUCUGGUGUCCCCUGAGGAGAUCUCAACUAGCACGGGAAUGGAGCUUCCUGUAUCAUCAUCCAUGGGAAUGCCAUGGGAUUCAGAAAGUGAACAUUCUUCUACACCCGGAAGUAAUCGACACAAUAGCUUGGAUCGUGAUUUCGAGAUAAAUGAAGAUGCCAUGUCUCCUCGAGAACAGCAAGACCACAUGACAGAGGUUCAGAUGUGGCAAAAGCUAGAGCAAGAGCUGUAUGAUGGGGACGGAGAUGAAACAGGUAGUGCGAAGGAGAUAAGGGAAGAAGAAGCAGCAGCCAUUGCUGAGGUAGGCGAGAACUCAAACGAAGACUCUGUUCCAGACACAAAGGAGGUACACAGAUUCUUUCCCCCGGGAAGGAUUAUGCACAUAGUCACGCUUCUGUCUGAUGAGGAGGACAGCAGUGAAAGCGAGAGUAAUUCAUCUGAUGAUGACGAAAUGGAUCAUAGCGGGCUAGAAGAUUCAGAAGUUGGAAUCUUUCUCACCCCAAGAUCAUUGUAUAGCAAAAUAAGGCUGUCCCAGACCAUGAUCAGCGAUCACUUCAUGCCAGUUUAUAGACGGCGAAUAGAGAAGCUGAUUAGAGUACUUGAGGAUGACAACGAGACCACCUGUAAUUCCCCCCCGCAUUAGAGAAACAGCAAAAAAGGAGAUUUCUGAUACGCGAUACUCCACCAAAGAAGCUCUACACAAAGUGUUAUAAGAACGACAGAUUUGUAAGUUUUCGGUUGCAAAUCAAUAUUGGAUGACCUCAAUUGCCUUUGUGUUGGAAACUUUAGGUGUGGUUGGUGAGGCUAACUAACAUGCUGCUUCUAUCUUUGACAAAAAAAAUUUAACAAACUCUAGGUUUCAGGAGGAUCUUUGUAUAUAUACACACAUAGGUUAGACUCUUGAUUCUUUUUGUUGAUUAUACAAUGCUGUAUUCUCAGUAAUUUAUGUUCACUUCAACUGAACAAGGUAUUCAUCAUCUUCAAAUUAGUUGAAUAAACUAGACAAUUUUAAGCCAA